This is a messenger RNA of Aspergillus bombycis, 933 nucleotides long. RefSeq lists its product as uncharacterized. The record is from RefSeq and is a predicted model, not a curated record. The annotation marks the transcript as partial. The transcript is spliced from 3 exons. Lineage: Eukaryota; Fungi; Ascomycota; Eurotiomycetes; Eurotiales; Aspergillaceae.
AUGCGAAGGUAUGAAAACCGACAGCUCUCCUGGGCAACGUCACUCUGUCUUACAUCACCUGCUGUUGCUGUUGCUGACGCAUGCAUUACUAAAGAAAAGGACGUGGAGAAACUAAUCCCUUGGGUAUUCCAGUACUCUGAUACUGCAGAGGAAGAUUGCACCAUGUCUUGGCCAGAAGUGGAGUACAAAUUUAGACAUUUCUUUGACGAGGUCUCUUCCUACUGCGCCGAGUUGAAAGGACAAGAGUCUAGUGGUACAGGGGUUGCAAGUGUUCUCAGAGCAAGCGAGACGGUAACCUUACUCACAAAAAACUGGAAAGUGUCCGAGAGAGAAUAUUUUAAACACUUUAUAAGAUGGCAGGGUGUGAUGUUGGGGAUGUUGAUGAAGACUAUCUAUUUUAGUCUUGGUAUCAAAACGCAAGACCCUAACAUCCAGUUUGCUUUAUUAGGACUUAAGCUAAAGUAUGUGAUUGGUGGUAAACAAUUUAUCGCUAGAGCGGAGGGCGCAGCUACCGUUGACGGCCUACCAAUUAUCUCUUACACUGGUUGGUUCAGAAAGCAGACUUGGAGUGAAUUCUUGGGUGAGACGCUUAGUGUGAUGCUGGGGCAGCUCGCCAAAAAUCUCAGUAUGCAGACUGGCGGCGCAGGUUCCCGGGAGCAGGAAGUAUUUGUCAUUGGCUUUCACGGGCUUUAUCUUCACAUCGCCCGUGGGCUUUUCACAGCCAGUAUGAUUUCUAGGGUGCAUUCGAAGGGAUGCUCAGAGAAUGAGGUUUUUGAAUUGAAAUUCACGCAGGGCUACAACCUAUGUUCCAAGAAAGAUUGGCUCGAAGCCACACGUGCUUUGUCAAGAUUGUAUCGAUACCUCUUGAGUGGAAAGGCAAAGGUCGGUGCUAUUCAGGCAUAUAUGCAACGGGGUCCAGAUACUACCGAUGCU